UCAACACAACAUUCGAUCUUGCAAAAUAUGGUCAAGACGUUUAAAAGCUGACGCUCAUCUAGUAUCAGCAAUUAAAGUAAGCGCAAUUACAAGAUUAUAUAUAUAUCUUUUUCAAAUGACUAAGUCAUCAGAAGAUGGUUACGAACAAGAAUUAGCUUGGUUUUUGUUUUUAGAAUUAAUUCGUCUUAAGGAUUUCUUUAACUCAAACAUUG
This is a messenger RNA of Dentiscutata heterogama, 212 nucleotides long. Lineage: Eukaryota; Fungi; Glomeromycota; Glomeromycetes; Diversisporales; Gigasporaceae. The record is from the annotation of a GenBank genome assembly.